AUGGCGACCUUGCCUUUUGCACUCGUUCCCCUGGUCGGCAACCUCUCCAGGGCCUUUCCCCCGCGGCCCUUCCCCUCGCGCCCCGUCAGAGCCCACCACCUGCGUGCCAUCACUUCAUCGAGCUCCUCCUACAAGGUAUGCAAACUCUCUCUCGUCGUUUCUCUCUCUGUUUCGUCUCGUUUCUCUCUCAUUACACGUCAUUGGGCAGAGCAACGAGGAGAAGGUGAAGGAGGAGGCCAGGACGGCGACGGAUAAGGCUGCUGGGUCCGUGGGCGAGGCAGCAGAAAAGGCCAGGGAAGGCGGCAACCGCACCGUCGGGGCGGCCCGCGGGGCCUCCGCGCGGGCGGCGGAGAUGCUGAAGGAGACCAAAGAUGCGGCAGUGGAGAAGGCCGAGGGCGCGGCGGAGAUGCUGAAGGAGACCAAAGAUGCCGCAGUGGAGAAGGCCGCGCGCGCCGGCGAGAAGGCCAUGGAGGAGGCGGCAGAGGCAGGCGGCGCCGCCGAGGAGAAGACGAAGGAAGGGGCGAGCCAGGCUGCCGAGGCGGCGAAGGAGAUAGGCGACAAGGCGAAGCAGAAGGUGCAGGACGCAUGGGAGGCGGCCAAGGACGCCACGCAGAAGGUCAAGGAGGCCGCCGCUGGCAAGGCCGAGGAGGCGGCCGACGAGCUCGACGAUGCGAGGAAGCGAGCUUCUGAGAAGAUAAAUCAAUGA
Messenger RNA from Spirodela intermedia, 706 nucleotides. The record is from the annotation of a GenBank genome assembly. Lineage: Eukaryota; Viridiplantae; Streptophyta; Magnoliopsida; Alismatales; Araceae.